AUGCGUGCAAGCAGGCUAUAUUCCAGGCAGGAGCAGGAAAAUACAAAGAAUAUUCCGAGUGCUGUUUUACGGUCGUUGGGACAGGCCAAUUCCGACCCGGUGACGCCGCCAACCCUCACAUCGGCCGAGUGGGAAACCUUG
This is a messenger RNA of Pyricularia pennisetigena, 141 nucleotides long. RefSeq lists its product as uncharacterized. The record is from RefSeq and is a predicted model, not a curated record. The transcript has a single exon. NCBI's taxonomy places the organism in Eukaryota, Fungi, Ascomycota, Sordariomycetes, Magnaporthales, Pyriculariaceae. The annotation marks the transcript as partial.